GAGAAGGAGAAGGAUGAAGAUCAGGACCGACAGGGUGAGGACGAGGAGGAGGAGGAGGACUUCGAUGACCUCACGCAGGAUGAAGAUGAGGAGGAAGUGAUGUCAUCAGCCUCGGAGGAAUCAGUGCUAUCUGUUCCAGAGCUACAGGAGACCAUGAAGCAGCUGACCUGGCUGGCGGCGGAGCGGCGGCUCUGUGCAGACGGCGACUCUGAGGAGGACCACUCCCCGACCUCGCCCGGCUCUCUGGAGGAGGAGGAGGAGGAGGAGGAAGAAGAGGAGGGGCCUAAAGGAGAGGUGUCUGGAGAGGCGGGACGAGACGAGGAGGUGCUGUCGGGGGAGGGGACGCCCCGAGGAGCAGGCCGCUGCCGAGGACGAGGGCAGAGCCGACCUCUGAGGAGGAGUCGCCAGGAGCGCCGCAGCAAAGACGCCGCCAAGCUGCUGCUGCUGUACGACGACAACAUCCUGAACAACGACCCGCACCGCGAGAGCAAAGACCGGGCCUUCGCCCAGAGCUACCUGAUCCGCGUGCGCGAGGCGCUGCAGGACGUACCGGGGCAGGUGGAGGACUUUGUGUCUUUGCUGAGCGAUUUCGAACAGGUGGGAGACGGACAGGAAGUGAUGUCGUUGUUCAGGAAGCUGCACUGUAUCCUGGGACACCGGACAGACCUCCUUCGAGACUUCGCCGCAUUCCUACAUCCUGAGCAGGCACUGCAGUGUGGACUGUUUGAAGAGCAGCAGGCGUUUGAACGAAGCCGUCGCUUCCUGCGUCAGCUGGAGAUCAGCUUCGGGGACAACCCGUCCCAUUACCAGAAGAUCAUCAGAGCUCUGCAGACCGGUCCAGACCUGAGUCCCACCAGCAUCCACGAGCUGAAGGCUCAGAUGUCCACGCUGCUCAAAGGCCACAACCAUCUGCAAACUGAAUUCUGGGUAUUUUUUGACGAGCUCCGCCCACCUCCUGUUCGCCCGGGACAAUUUGAAGAAGCCCAUUGGCCGGAUGACGGAGGGGGCGGGUCAGACGGCGGAGAGGGCUUCGGCCACGUGUCGGGGGGCGUGGCCAGCAGCGGCUUCGAGGAAGUGACGCUCCCAGAGCUCGAAGAGGAAGAGAUCCAAUCAAUGACGAGUCGGCGCAGCAGGAUGAAGAUGGACCCUCACAGGAACUACAAGGUCUGGAUCACAUGGAGGGUACCUUAGAGGAUCACAUGGAGGG
This is a messenger RNA of Pseudoliparis swirei, 1207 nucleotides long. Its product is annotated as GON-4-like protein. Gene Ontology annotation, cellular component: nucleus. Gene Ontology annotation, biological process: regulation of DNA-templated transcription. Lineage: Eukaryota; Metazoa; Chordata; Actinopteri; Perciformes; Liparidae. The record is from RefSeq and is a predicted model, not a curated record. Gene Ontology annotation, molecular function: transcription coregulator activity. Bases 100 to 1191 code for a protein of 363 amino acids. The transcript is spliced from 6 exons.